This is a messenger RNA of Soboliphyme baturini, 348 nucleotides long. Lineage: Eukaryota; Metazoa; Nematoda; Enoplea; Dioctophymatida; Soboliphymatidae. The record is from the annotation of a GenBank genome assembly.
AUGUGCAAAUCCGUGGAUGGAUAUGGCUAUUUCGAAGAACUUGAAAAAUACCGCAGGGAUCUCACCUACGUCGGUCGCAGAGUGAAAGAUCCAACGAAAGGAUUGGUACUUCAUGUACUGAGUGGAAAAAUAAAGCGGGAAGACAAGGAAGAGUUAAUAGAACUGGAACUGGAUGAGAAAGUCACGAUGGUCAGCCUGAAACGAGUGGCGCUGUCACGCGCAAAAUACGCCUACCUGGAAUACAGCUAUGGUGAAAACGUAAAACAAGAGAGGCCAGAUGAUCGACACUUCAAUCUUCCGCCGAUUUGUUCAACUCAGGAGGUGCUGGUUAAAAAAAUUAUACAGUGA